Messenger RNA from Tachysurus vachellii, 2626 nucleotides. RefSeq names its product carboxypeptidase X (M14 family), member 2 (gene cpxm2). The coding region runs from base 1 to 2202 and encodes 733 amino acids. The record is from RefSeq and is a predicted model, not a curated record. Gene Ontology annotation, molecular function: metallocarboxypeptidase activity; zinc ion binding. The transcript is spliced from 14 exons. Gene Ontology annotation, biological process: proteolysis. NCBI's taxonomy places the organism in Eukaryota, Metazoa, Chordata, Actinopteri, Siluriformes, Bagridae.
AUGAUGGUGUCCCUCUUCUCCAUAGUAGCAGGACAUCCCGCUGUCUUCAUGCUCUCGCUGCUUGGCAUUGUGGGAUUGUUUCCAGAGAUUUCUUUGGGAUUCCUGGGUGAUGAUGAAGAUUAUUUCAUGCAGGAGCUGCUGAGCAGGGAGCAUUAUUACCGCCUUCCUGUCCAGGAGGAGAGUGUCAUGGAAGGUCAUGAACUUUCCACACCACCUGUCUACAACAAACCCAAAACCUCGACGAAACAAGCAGGAGGAAAGACAAAGUCAGUGAAAUCUUCAAACAAGAAAGCUGAGAAGACAGCAAACAGCAUCAGUGAAGCUGACGGACAUUAUCGCUCUGAGACAGUGGAGUGUCCUCCACUUGGACUGGAGAGCCUAAAAAUCGAUGACUUCCAGCUCCACGCCUCCAGCAUGCGGCGUUACGGUCUGGGGGCUCACCGAGGACGUCUCAACAUCCAGGCUGGUCUCUACGAGGACGAUCUGUACGACGCGGCUUGGUGUGCAGGCAGAAAUGACCCGCUGCAGUGGCUUGAGGUCGACGCCAGGAGACUCACCAAAUUUACUGGAGUCAUAACACAGGGCAGGAGCUCACACUGGUCGAGUGACUGGGUGACGUCGUAUCGCGUCAUGGUCAGCAACGAUUCACACACCUGGGUGACGCUGAAGAACGGCUCCAGAGACCUGCUGUUCUUUGGCAAUAAGGAGAAGGAGAUCCCGGUGCUGAACAAAUUACCCAGGCCUGUGGUGGCACGCUACAUCCGGAUCAACCCUCGGUCCUGGUUCAUCCACGGCAGCAUCUGUAUGAGGGCAGAGAUACUGGGAUGCCCCUUACCAGAUCCUAAUAAUUAUUACCAUCGUCGUAACGAAAUCACCACCACAGACAAACUGGACUUCAGACACCACAACUACAAGGAGAUGAGGCAGUUAAUGAAGGUGGUGAAUGAAAUGUGUCCAAAUAUAACUCGGAUUUAUAACAUCGGGAAGAGUUACAGUGGGCAGAAACUCUACGCUAUAGAGAUAACAGAUAAUCCAGGAGAACAUGAGCUGGGUGAGCCAGAGUUUCGAUACACGGCGGGUUCCCAUGGUAACGAGGUGCUGGGGCGUGAACUUCUCCUCUUGUUAAUGCAGUUCUUAUGUGUGGAGUAUCGCUCCGGUAACCAACGGAUACGACACCUGGUUCAUGAGACGCGCAUCCAUCUCCUGCCGUCGGUCAACCCGGACGGCUAUGACAAGGCCGCAGAGGCUGGCUCUGAGUUGAGUGGUUGGUCUCUGGGCCGAUGGAGUCAGGAUGGAAUAGACAUCCACCAUAACUUCCCUGACCUCAACAAAAUCCUGUGGGAUGCCGAGUCUCGGCAGUGGGUUCCACGCAAGUUCCACAACCACCACGUCCCCAUUCCUGAGUGGUACCAGUCCAAAAACGGCACGGUUGCCAUGGAGACACGGGCGCUUCUGGGAUGGAUGGAUAAGAUCCCCUUCGUUUUAGGAGGAAAUCUUCAAGGCGGUGAGUUGGUAGUGACUUUCCCUUAUGACAGGACUCGACUCUCCGGGGUUCUGAAGGAGGCCACGCCCACUCCGGACGACCCGGUGUUCCGCUGGCUGGCGUUCUCGUACGCCUCCACACACCGGCUCAUGACAGCCCCGACACGUAGAGUGUGUCACACACACGACUUCGCCAAAGAGGACGGAACCAUCAACGGGGCGUCCUGGCACACGGCGGCAGGAAGUAUGAAUGAUUUCAGCUACCUCCACACCAACUGCUUUGAGCUCUCCAUGUACGUGGGCUGUGACAAGUUUCCUCACGAGAGCGAGCUGCCCGAGGAGUGGGAGAACAACCGUGAGUCUCUGCUGGUGUUUAUGGAGCAGGUUCAUCGGGGUAUAAAGGGAGUGGUGAGGGACAUGCAGGGGAAAGGCAUCGCCAACGCCAUAGUCAGCGUGGAGGGCAUCAACCACGACGUCCGCACAGCUGCUGAUGGAGAUUACUGGCGUUUGCUGAACCCGGGCGAGUACAGCGUGACGGUGCGAGCCGAAGGCUACAGUCUCGCCCGGAAAGUGUGUGAAGUCGGCUACGACAUGGGAGCCACGCAGUGCGACUUCCGACUCGCUCGCUCCAACCUGUCACGCAUUAAAGAAAUCAUGGAGAAGUUCAACAAGCAGCCGAUCAACAUGAGACGACCUCAACAGAGACGCCUGGGGACAUAGAGGACACUGCAAGAGGGAAACUGGGUGUGUGCUGGACACCCUGGACUGUUUCAGACUGUGCGUCUGACAGAGAGAGAGAGUGUGAGAGAGAGAGAGAGAGAGAGAGAGAGAGAGAGAGUGAGAGAGAGAGAGAAGAGAGAGAAGGAUCAUGUAAUCAGAGAGUAGAGCCACUUGGUUCUGUAGAAAAGUGUGUUUAUUUUGUAUUUUCAGGCAGUAAAUGAGCUUCAUGAAGUCGUAAGGGUUUUAUUCAGAAUUAAUAUAAUUACAGAGUGCAUGAACAGAGAUAUUAGAGAAUCCUAAACAGCAAAACUGGCAUGAAAAUAAACCUAUCAGCAUUACUAUCAGUUUAAAGCAUGUCUUUCUGCAUUUAUUUUCACAAUACACCAAACUAAAGAAUAAAACCAUCCUGAAGUGGAUUAUUUUC